AUGGAGGACACCAUCUCCCAGAUUCAUCUUCAGGUUACCCAGUGGUGGCGAGGCAAGGACGCCCAGGGAAACAUCCAGCCCCUCUCCUGGGCCCUCACCUACAAAAUCUCCGGCUCGGACCAUCGUCCUAUGGGCACCAAGUACGGCGUGGCGGGUACCAUCGACACCUACGCCUAUGAAGUAGACCGCAGCGUCCCCAUCCGACACGAAGGCUGGCGCGGAUCGCUCGUCGUGGGCCGCAUAGCGCCGGACGCCCUCGAGCAGCUCGAACGCAUCCUCUCCCAGAUUCCGGUCGUCCGUGGUGAUCCCUCGUGGAACUGUCAUAACUGGGUCUGGCACGGCAUCCGCGAGCUCAGGCAAGCAGGCUUCAUCAUCGAUCCAAACCUCACCUGGCAGGGUCUCCGAGACAAGAUGCUGGAGCUUCUAGAAGCUUGGGAGCGGGGAGACAUUUGA
Epithele typhae is the source of this 453-nucleotide messenger RNA. RefSeq lists its product as uncharacterized. Lineage: Eukaryota; Fungi; Basidiomycota; Agaricomycetes; Polyporales; Epitheliaceae. The record is from RefSeq and is a predicted model, not a curated record. Bases 1 to 453 code for a protein of 150 amino acids. The transcript has a single exon.